Molecule: messenger RNA, 2196 nt
Organism: Lacerta agilis (Sand lizard)
Lineage: Eukaryota; Metazoa; Chordata; Lepidosauria; Squamata; Lacertidae
Gene: SULT1C4
Product: sulfotransferase family 1C member 4
Exons: 8
Coding region: 279-1193 (304 amino acids)
Biological process (GO): sulfation
Cellular component (GO): cytoplasm
Molecular function (GO): sulfotransferase activity
Source: RefSeq, a predicted model, not a curated record
GAAAUCCUCACACAACUCCUGUGUCCUUGUUGGGAGGUAAGAGUACUGUACUCCAUAUCCCACAAUUGUGCCACCAACAGGCAGCUUCCAAGGACAAGGAUUUUUCUUGUAGCUCCAAGGUUCAGAGCAACACCUUGCUUUGAGAAGAAGACUACGUCCCCUUUACAGUGCCAAGCCAUCCAGCUGAGAGGAAAGUGUACAAGGUGUUUAAGAGAAACUCCCAAUCCCUCUUCCAAUUUGUGUUGAGAGCAAAGCAAUUGCUGAAGUGCGCCUUCUCCAUGCCCUUGGAAAAGAUGAAAGAACUGAAGCUGGACUGGGAUGUGAAACGAUUUGAAGUUGGUGAGGUGAGAGGGAUUCCUCUUACAAAGGAGAUCUGUGACAAGUGGCAUAAAAUCUGGGCUUUCCAAGCCAAGCCUGAUGACCUGCUCAUAGCAACAUAUGCAAAGGCAGGCACAACAUGGACACAGGAGAUUGUAGACAUGAUCCAAUGUGACGGCGACAUUGAGAAAUGCAAGCGUGCUUCCACUUAUGAGCGGCAACCUUUUAUCGAAUGGGUGCUGCACAAGACUUUGCCCACUGGCUUGGAUAAAGCUGAAGCCAUGCCCUCACCAAGAACACUGAAAACUCAUCUUCCUGUACAACUGGUGCCUCCGUCGUUCUGGGAACAAAACUGUAAGGUCAUCUACGUGGCAAGAAAUGCCAAAGACAAUCUAGUUUCUUAUUAUCACUUCCACAGAAUGAAUCAAGUGAUGCCUGAGCCAGGAACAUGGGAGGAAUUUUUUCAGAAAUACAUAGAUGGAAAAGUGCUCUGGGGUUCCUGGUAUGAUCAUGUAAAAGGCUGGUGGGAGGCGAAAAACAAGUACCGGAUUCUUUACCUCUUCUAUGAAGAUAUAAAAGAAAAUCCAAGGUGUGAAAUUCAGAAGAUCCUGCACUUCCUGGAGAAGGACCUAGAAAAGGAGGUUCUAGAUAAGAUAAUCCAUUACACACAAUUUGAAGUCAUGAAAGAUAAUCCCAUGGCAAACUACACCUUUAUGCCUCAAGAGAUACUGAACCAUUCAAUCUCCCCAUUCAUGAGAAAAGGAACUGUUGGGGACUGGAAGAACCAUUUUACUGUGGCACAAAAUGAGAAAUUUGAUGCAGAGUAUAAAAAGAACAUGGCAGGAACUUCUCUGACUUUCCGCAUGGAACUUUAAGAAGGAACAGUGUAAACUCUAUUAUCCUAUUAGUAUGUUACUUUAUUAAAAACACAACCUUAUAGAAUACAUAUUUGCUUGAGAGCAAGCCCAAUUAAACUUGGUAUAGCUUAGUUCUGAGAAGACAUGCAUAGGAAUACACUGCAGAAGUCUUAAUCCAUCACACUUUCUUGUACAAAUCCUUUUAUACUUGCUGGUCUUCAUUAUCUUCUUCAGUAUAAAGUAGGCUAUACUGUAGCAGUCAUUUCAACUUAAAAUGUGAAUUGAAGAUCGGGUUUCUGCUUGCUUAAUGGCAGUUUUGGCUCCCCACUCUCUCUCAGUCUCUAACACAGAAUUUGGGGAGUAACUUUUGUGUGUGUGUGUAAAGCAGAAGUUUGGAAAGGUUUGUCCUUGGCGUGAAAAGAGGAUCCUUUCAUCCCUUCAUUUUUUUCAUAUUCAAAGCGAUUUCUUGUGCCAAUUCCUAGGGUUCCCAACUGGUUUAUUUCAGGGGAGAGCAGGUGGGGGACUGUCCUGGAGGCAGAAUGAAAAACAACGCUGGAAUGGGAUUGAGAGUUUCCCAAUCCAGCAUUUUCUUCUCUUCUGCCUCUGAGGCAGCCCCACCUCACCCAUUUCUUCUUGAAAUGAUCCCUCCAUUCUCCACUCCACUUCAAAUGAAAUAAAUAAAUAUAUCCUAUGUCUUCACUCCUGUCUCUCAGCACCCCUGUCUCCCUUGAUCAGUUUUUGUCCUCUCCUCCUCGGACUUGCUCAGGAAGAACAAAAGGUCAUACAGGAGUUGCUCGUUGUGACAGAGAUGGCAGGACAUGCUUGUUGGGUUUUCUAUUCCUCCCACUGUGUGGAUCACAUGUCUGUGUUAUGAAUUCCUAGCACUGAUUGUUGGAAUCAAGGGAGUGGAUAUUUACUUUAUUCUGUUUCCGUUUGUUACUUUCUUCUUCAGCAAGAAGAGACAUGUUUUCCUUUGUUCUGUCUUACGCUUAAUAAAGUUGUUUUAGUGCACACAACCUCA